UCAGCAUCCGUUUCAGAAUCACAACGGAUGCCGCAGGCAUGCAGCCAGGAUGGAGAGUGAGAUAAAUGUAACUUUUACGGUUUAGCGAAUGGCUGACGAGCUGAGAGCAAUGCUGCGAAGCUUGAGUGUGCCAACUGCCUUUGGUUUGUUUGAGAUUUAGACACGCAGAGGGGAAAGUGAUGAUGCAGCAUGCAUGAGAAGGGAUGUGAAUGGGAUCUGUUACAUAACUUGGUCAGUUUUCCAAGAUUUCAGCGAGAGUUUGAUCAAGACCUUCCAAAGUACAGUAGACUUUAUGAGCGAGGCUGCAAAACACUGCUGGUUUUAUGAAUUAUUUAAAAGCUGCCUCGAAUAUUAGUAAAUUAGCUGAAUUACUCCAGCAAUCAGAAAUGUCAACUCUCUCAGGAAAACAUCUGGAACUUGCACCAAUCGUGAAUUUUAUGACAUUGUAAUAGUUUGUCAGUUCAAAUAGAAACUGACGGUAAUGAUCAACGCAGCUGCAUUCCUACAAAAAGAACUGCUGUAAAAGAGAAAGAAAAAAGUUCAUGUAACUUGGCAGAGAAAGCGCGCGUGGCCACGCGGACCUGUGUGUGGAAGCAACACAAGGGGGUGUUACUUCUUGCGAAGCACAAUCCCUGCAACAAUUCCCAGUGACUUCAGAUCCAAGGAGGUGGUGAUAUUCAUGGGAGCACGGUUCAAACUCUCACUUGGAGCACAGCCUCAGCAGCCGCUCUCUUUGCGCCACUUCUGUUAGUCAUAAACUCAAACAGAUGGAGUGAUCUUUGCCUAAAAUAACUUUUUUCCUGCACUGGAAGAAGAAAGGGUGAUUUUUUUUUGUAUUUUCCCAGCCUUGGACAGUUUUAAGUGCUGAUUUGAGAACCUGAAGACAUGAGUCUCACCUGAGAAUAAUGAAAAGGUGUCCAGGUGUCUUUCACUGCUGGGAAAUGAUGGGACCGUUCUGAGUAUUUUAUGUGAACACGUCGCAUUUUUAACUUAGAUUUUUUAAUUUGCCAAUAUUUUACGCGCUAGUUUAAAAUGAAGCGAGCAGGAUUUGUUUUUGUGAUGGUUUUAUCCAUGGUGCUCUCGCGGCUCGGUCACUGUCACAAGGAGACAACAGGUGGGAGGAAGGAGGGCGCCGGGGCAGACCAGGUGGAAUGGUCUCAGGGAAUCAGUCAUGGUCAUUCCUCAGGAGGAUCACGGAGCGAUGCGUCCUCGGAAAAAUCCGGUGAAGCUUCUCCUGCGUCCAGCCAGUCCGGAGUUCGGGUCCGCAUUUCCAGAGGAGCAUCAGUCCAUGAGGAUGGCAGACACACAUCCAGAUCAGGUUCGGUUCAUGGUGCUGUUUCCUCUGGAGCAGAUCCUAUCUCUGCGCCCCAGGACGGCGCGCAACGCGCCGCCAGACACCCGGUGAGCCAGCAGCAGAGAGUGAACCGCAGGCAAAGCAGCAAACCCAGCUCUGCAGGCGCAAGGAGACUUGUUGGGCCUAAUGUCUGUGGAGGCCACCAGUGCUGCUCUGGUUGGGCGUUGGCACCGGGAACCAACCGCUGCAUAAAACCUGACUGCCAGCCCCCCUGCCAGAACCGUGGCUCCUGCAGCCGACCGCAUACCUGCGUGUGUCGCUCAGGGUUCCAGGGGCCUCGCUGCGAGGAGGUGACCCCAGAACAGGUGUACAUCCAUGAGCGAGGCACUCUGAGGCGAAUCGAGCCUGGCACAAAUCCUUUUCAAAAAGACCAACAACAGAGACGCCCCCCCAGUGACACAGCCAAGGUCCUGACCCCGCGACCCGCCACCUCCAAACCACCCAUCCAAACUCCGACCCAAGUGAGACGGGGGCCCCCUGAAUCAUCCCCUCAGCAGUCAGGGACCUCCCGUACAGUGAAACGUUAUCCAUCAUCCUCUAAGCCCAUAACGUCAAAUGCCCUGCCAAACAGCAAUGUCCACGCCAACGGCCAUGCCAGUGAACACAGGAACCGGCACGGAGACAGGAACAAGCAAGGCGAUGCCUUCAACGGCCACAGACCUACUAGCAACAGCCAGCUCAAUAACGUGUUACUUCCAGCAGGGGCCAACCUCACGUCCAGCCUGGACCGAAUCAAGAUCGUCUUCACACCUAUGUCGUGCCGCCGGGUGUGCAAUGGCGGGCACUGCUAUAACAGCUGUGAGAAGGGAGAUGUCACGACGGUGUACAGCGAGACCUCGCACCAUCAGCAGCAGCAGCAGCCAAAGAACCAAGGUUUCAGACUCUUCUUCUGUCAGAUUCCUUGUAUGAAUGGAGGUCGAUGCAUUGGCAGAAACCUGUGCUGGUGUCCAUCAAACUCAACAGGAAAGUUCUGCCACCUGCCGACGCCUCCUCCUGUUCAACCCACUCCUCACAGCCACAAGGAUGCAAGCCACCAGGGACGCAAAUCUCCAUCCCACUCUACGUACACGCUCCCGCUAUCUAACCAGCAAGUCUCCCUCCACCCAUCGUUGGUGAACGUCCACAUAAAGCACCCGCCAGAAGCAGAGGUUCAUAUUCACCAAGUAGCUCGUGUCCAACCUGGGCAGCGGCCAGCCACUACAGAGGGGGCUCACUCAGUCCAGCAGCGCUCCCAGCCAGGAAACGGACAUGAGCACACAGGACUCAGACACGAACAUACAGGAAAUGGACACCACUACAACAGUGAGCAUAACGGCAGACUCCCACACAGCUACGACCACCAGAACGGCUACGCUACAACUCCUUUUCGUCACAGCGGACAUGUUGGAAGAUGCUUUCAGGAAACAGUCGAUGGACAGUGUGGCAAACCUCUUCCAGGCCUCACCAAGCAGGAUGACUGCUGUGGAAGCGUUGGUGCCUCCUGGGGUCUAAAUAAGUGCCAAAAGUGUCCAACCAAACCAGCAUAUGCAGUGAUUGCAAAUGGACAAGUGGAAUGUCCCAAAGGUUUUAAAAAAAUGAAUGUCACUCACUGUCAAGACAUCAAUGAGUGCCUGUUGCCUGGGAUAUGUAAGAAUGCUGAAUGCCUCAACACCAAAGGAAGCUACAGGUGCACAUGUAAGCCAGGUUACAUGUUGGAUGCUGCCAGAAGCCACUGUGUCUCGGACAAAGCAGUGUCUGACCACAGGUCUGCAUGCUACCGCUCAGUUUCAGCAGGAAGGUGCUCUCUGCCUCUUGCAUACCACAUCACCAAGCAGAUCUGCUGCUGCAGCCGGGUGGGAAAGGCCUGGGGAGACGGGUGUGAUCGCUGUCCUCUGCCAGGUUCAGACCACUUCAAGGAGAUCUGCCCAGCUGGUCAUGGAUACACUUACUCGCGCUCGGACGUGCAGAUUUCUCUCAGACAGCUGGAGGAUGAUGAGCUGCAGAGCACGGGCGUGGCUCUAGAUGAGCACUAUGAGUUCCCAUCCUCUCAGCCCACGAGACACCAUCAAACACCACAUAUGCCCCAAUAUCCCGAGACACCACAAGCUCCCCGGUACCCUCUGACUCCACGGCAUCCUCCUCAUUCAGGGAGAGAAACCUUUCAAGAUCCUGAAGAUGAGGAAAUCUUGGCCUCGCCAGCUGUUGUGACUGACUCACCACUGAAAUAUCCAGAAACUUCUCCAGAUUCCCCAAGCAUCAAUCUGAGGCCAGAUUCAAAGGAAACAACUCCAAGAGUUUCCGUCAUCGGUACUAACACCUGUGCCACAUCGCCGGGUAUAUGUGGUCGUGGAAAGUGUGUUCCCGUGCAGACCGGUUACACUUGUAACUGCGAGCCUGGAUUUAAGCUCAACGCCCUGCAGACCAACUGCAUUGAUGUGAAUGAAUGUGAACUGGACCCAUGUGAAGGCAAGGGCCGCUGCAUAAACAGCUAUGGCUCCUACACCUGUCAGUGCCACAGCGGCUACAGCCAGGUGAUCACUCAGAACAGGAAGUUCUGUCAAGACAUUAAUGAGUGCAGUAUGCCCAACAAGUGCCUGAAUGGUAAAUGCGUCAACACUGAAGGAUCCUACGCCUGCGAGUGCAACAGUGGCUAUGCCAAGUCAUGGAGAGGCCUGUGCGAAGCAGACGUAGAUGAGUGCAGAGAUCCCAGCUCUUGUCCCAACGGUAUCUGCGUCAACACUGUUGGCUCCUUCCAGUGCCAGGCCUGCGGCCCGGGAUUAAAACCCAUCAAUGAAAGAUGUGUAGAUGUAAACGAGUGCCUGAAUCAAACCGUGUGUGGUCAUGGUAGGUGUGUCAACAUGGAGGGAUCCUAUAGAUGCAACUGUUUCCACGGCUACAAACUCUCGCCAGACAAUGUUUGCCAAGAUGUGGAUGAAUGUUUGCUUCCGGGAGUUUGUCUCCACGGCCGCUGUGUUAAUCUUGAAGGCACCCACAGAUGCACGUGUUACCAUGGUUACCAACUCACCUCAGACAGCAAAUCUUGUGAAGAUGUCAACGAGUGCACAACGGGCACCGCCUGCCCUGCGGGAAUUUGUAUCAACACUGCAGGUUCCUACACCUGCCAGACCUGCAAGCCUGGGUUUGGACCAUCUGCUGAUGGACUGCGAUGUGAAGAUGUUGAUGAGUGUCAGGGUGGCUUGUGCUUUGGAGGUGUGUGUGCCAACACAGAGGGAUCCUUCACUUGCACCCAAUGUAAAGCUGGCUUCAGGUUGUCUGAGGACCGGCGGACAUGUGAGGAUAUUGAUGAGUGCCGGUCCUUGUCUACCUGUGCCAACGGGAUCUGUCUAAACUCUGAAGGGUCUUACACCUGUGAAAAUUGCCCUACUGGGUACAAAGUGUCGUUUGAUGGAGAACUUUGUCAAGAUGUCGACGAGUGUUCUCUUCCCAGCACAUGCCCUCGGGGUACAUGCACAAACACAGAAGGUUCAUACACAUGUGUUGUCUGUCACCCUGGAUUCAGGGUUUCUGAAGAUGGACUGCAUUGUGAGGAUGUGAACGAGUGCUCGGUGGCUAACUUGUGUCUGGGCCAGCUGUGUUUGAACACCCCAGGAUCUUACUCCUGCAGGAGCUGUGGGUCAGGCUUUGACCUUUCUGAGGAUGGUCUCACCUGUGAAGAUAUCAAUGAGUGCCAGGCUCCAGGUGUUUGUGCUGCAGGUGUUUGUGUCAACACAGAAGGCUCCUAUUCCUGCAUGGCUUGUGACCCAGGGUUUACAGUGGCACCCAACGGCCUCUCGUGUGAAGAUGUGAAUGAAUGCGAGGACACCCGCCUGUGUCAGGGAGGCCAGUGUACCAACACCAUUGGCUCCUUUAGCUGCUUGUGCCCAUCUGGAUCCGAGCUAGUGGAUGGGACCUCAUGCAGGGACAUCAACGAGUGUUUAACCAUCGCGGGAAUCUGUGGAGAAGGCAGUUGUCUGAACACCAAGGGUUCCUACUCCUGCUUAUGUCCUGAUGGCUUCACCGCCAUCGAUGGAAAGCCCGGCUGCCGAGAUGUGAAUGAAUGCAGCGGAGACGACGUGUGCAUUCGUGGAGAAUGUCUAAACACCGAAGGCUCCUUCUUGUGCUUGUGUGAGGCUGGCUUCAAGUUCAGCAUUGAUACAGCUGACUGUGAAGACCAGGAUGAGUGCAAAGACUUUGGAAGCUCUGGGUGUGGAUCCUGGCGUUGCGAGAACACCAUUGGCUCAUACCGAUGCUUCAUGCAAUGUCAGCCUGGUAGUUUGGAGGAAGGAUGUGAUAUCGACGAAUGCAACAAUGAAACCCUCUGUGGAAGCCACGGCUUCUGCGAGAACACAGACGGCUCCUUCCGCUGCCAGUGUGACCGGGGAUACACCAACCCGCCAGAGGAUGUGACCAGAUGUGUGGACAUAAACGAGUGUGAGAUGAGCUCGGCGCUGUGUGGGGAGGCCCUGUGUGAGAACUUCGAUGGAAGCUUCCUGUGCAUCUGCCCCAACGACAAUGAGGAAUUUGAUCCCAUCACCAGCCAGUGCCGCUCCAUGGCUGAAACUGGCACUAAACCCGAGCUUGGACCCACUUUAAUGGCUGGCGAGAGGAAGGAGUGCUACUUUAACUUGAAUGAUGCAAACUUCUGCAACAACGUCUUGUCUCGCAACAUCACCAAGCAGGAGUGCUGCUGUACAGCUGGGGCAGGCUGGGGGGACAACUGUGAGAUUCACCCCUGUCCCCUCCCAGGAAGAGAUGAUUACAACCAGUUGUGUCCUCAUGGCAGCGGAUUGUUAACGCUUCCUGUUUCCACUGGACAGAGUCAUGACUAUAAAGAUGCAAAUGAAUGUGAGAUGUUUGGAUCUGAGAUCUGUAAGAAUGGACAGUGUUCAAAUUUCUUCUCUGGGUACUUUUGCUUCUGUCACUCUGGCUUUUACUACGACAAGAUUCGGCUUGAGUGUGUGGAUUACAAUGAGUGUGAAUUUAGAAAUCCCUGUGAGCACGGAGCGUGUGUGAACACAGUCGGAUCUUUCAACUGUUUCUGCAGUCCUCCGCUGGUGCUGGACAGCUCACGACAGCGCUGCGUUAGCCUCAACACCACAGAAGAUCCAGAUCACGAUGUGCACGUGGAUAUUUGCUGGCGCCGACUUGAGGGGGACAACAUGUGUGCGGAUCCGGUCCAGGAGCGCAGAACCACUUACACUGAAUGCUGCUGUCUGUCUGGCGUCGCCUGGAGUGGACAGUGUGCAUUCUGCCCCAGGAAAGACUCUGCUGACUACGCAGCCAUGUGCAACCUGCCUCGAACAGACGGGACAGACAGUCUCCGGGAGCGGAUUGGGUACGAGUACGGACCAGAAGAUCCAUCAGAGUCGUUCCUUCCACCAUACUGGGAUAACUAUGGUGGCCCUGCAGGGACAUAUGAUGUUCCUGAGAGUGUUCCUUUGUUUACGGAUAGCGACUACAACGUUCAGCAGCCUCCCUUUCGUGUCCCCAUCUCACAGCCAGUGGUGCCUCCAGCACCUCAGCCAGUGGAUCCCUACGCUGAGCGCUACGAUAGCUUUGAGGGUCUCCAAGCGGAGGAAUGUGGGAUCUUAAAUGGAUGUGAAAACGGACGCUGUGUUCGUGUGCGAGAAGGAUACACGUGUGACUGCUUUGACGGUUACGAACUUGACCUGGACAAGAUGGCCUGCAUAGACAUAAACGAGUGUGAGGACAUCAACGACAAGAUCCCGUUGUGUCAGAACGGCCAGUGCAUGAACACAGAGGGAUCCUACAAGUGCACCUGUUUGCCAGGUUUUGUGGCCUCUGCUAAGCCGCACAAAUGCAUCCCAGCAAUCCCUGAUUCCAAAUUCAGGAAGACCGAAAACUGAGACGGAGACUGUUAAGGGGCUAACUUUUCCUGCCCCCUUUAAAGAUCACCCUAUGAUCUUUUUUUUUUUUUUUUAACCGAAGGGUUUCGCACUAAACCUCCAAUGGUUACACUGUUCGUCCAAGCUUUUACUUAACAUGCACACACACACACACACACACACACACACACACACACACACACGAAGCUAAACACUGCACACACACAGUCUCAAAUCCCAUCACACACAUUCAGGAGGAACUUUUUUUAAUGAAUGUAUAACAUGGGAUACAGGUUUCACCAGACAUCCAUUUGCCUUAAAGGGAUUUUAUGGACUGAUCGUGUAUAAUCAGUGACCCCUGGCAAAUUGAUAUGCUUAUACAGUUUCCACAUUAUUUUCUCUUGUCAAUUUGUUGUGUGUUAUUUAUUUCACUGGCAUGACGGGCCUCUGUAAAUUAAGAAAGCAACAGAUUUCAGAGGGUGGACUUGAUUGCAUUUGUUUUACUUGCCACCACUACAGAGACCCUGUGAGGAGAUUUUAAAUGUUUUGAUUAUUUUCUGAAGCACGAAUUUCACCAGAAGCAGUUGUCACACUGGGUCAAUAAAUACCGAAAUGUAUCCCAAGGCUGCCUCUCUUCAAGAUUUAAGAUGAUGCUGAAGAAUUUCUGGACCAAGCAACAGGAAGAAACAAACUGAGCUUUCGCAUUAAAAGCUUCUGCACUGCACAGACUUAAAGACUGUAGAUAUGUAUGACGAUCUGUGCAUUGCUCUGAAAAUGGUGCAAUAGCUAGUUGUUUUAAGCCUUUUUCACACAUUAAAAUACUAACAUCGGUUUGUCUCUUUAAGAUAAAAUUGAACUAUUUUAUAAACUCCAGUUUACAUUUUCUAACCUAAUUUCCAAAAGUAAAAAGGACAUAAAUAUGUCCAGAGAAAUUAGGCCUCUCUCAUUUGUGCAUCCCUGUGCAUUUGAGGCCUCGUCAGACAAGUGUGAUAUCUUUUGUACAGUUUUAGUACCUUCUGUUGUUUUUGUCACAUAUUCUUUUAAUGCAUAUAGCACAACAAAUUACUCAUAUUUGACAAUGCCUUAAAUGUAAGACAAAAAAUCCAGCAUUUUAGCAUUGUAGAUUUAUGUAUGUCUGUAAAAAUAUUUUUAAAGCCUCUAUUUUUCUGUAUGAGAAGAGUGGCUGACACCGUACAAUAGGAAAUGUAUGUACCCUGCCCUGUGGAGCAGACAAUGAAUUAUAAUUUUUUUUGCAAGUGGUAGCACUGUUCUACAAAAACAAACACUUUUGAAUUUUUGUGCAUCACAUUACAGCAGAAAUGUCAGUAAGAGCAUAAUUUUUUUAAAAAUAUUUGGAUUUUUAUGUAAUUUAUGUAUCAUAAACAGUAUUAGCAGUUUUAUUUUGUAUCAUACCUACCUGUCUUUCAUAUUCAGCACAAAUAUCUGCAGUAUCUAAACUUUUGGGUGUAAUAGUUGAUCAUUUUUCAAAAACUGGCAUUUUCAGUCUAUGAUCCUACAGUUUUAUUUUAAUUCACAAAUGUGUUGAGCAAAUAAUUGCCAGAUGAUCCAGACCGGAAGUCUGGAGCUGAAGUAUUUAAAGCAUUUCAAGCAUUAAAAGGUUUUGGGACAAAUGUUAAGUUGAAAAGUUGUGUUCAAUGUUCUGCUUGUUACGUUUGCUUACCUCAAUCGGUAGUCAAAAUAAAGUAUGAAAAACAAA
Molecule: messenger RNA, 8896 nt
Organism: Nothobranchius furzeri (turquoise killifish)
Lineage: Eukaryota; Metazoa; Chordata; Actinopteri; Cyprinodontiformes; Nothobranchiidae
Product: latent-transforming growth factor beta-binding protein 2
Molecular function (GO): calcium ion binding
Source: RefSeq, a predicted model, not a curated record